Messenger RNA from Hemiscyllium ocellatum (epaulette shark), 1073 nucleotides. RefSeq names its product palmitoyl-protein thioesterase ABHD10, mitochondrial-like. Lineage: Eukaryota; Metazoa; Chordata; Chondrichthyes; Orectolobiformes; Hemiscylliidae. Gene Ontology annotation, cellular component: mitochondrion. The record is from RefSeq and is a predicted model, not a curated record. Gene Ontology annotation, biological process: protein depalmitoylation. Bases 82 to 852 code for a protein of 256 amino acids. Gene Ontology annotation, molecular function: hydrolase activity, hydrolyzing O-glycosyl compounds; palmitoyl-(protein) hydrolase activity. The transcript is spliced from 5 exons.
UGUCCGUAGUUGCUGUUUAUCUGUGUUAGGUUUAAUGACAGGGCGGUACGUUUAUUUUGCUUCUGGUCUGAUUCCAGAGAGAUGCCUUCGAUUCAGUUUCUCACAAGGCUGUCUUUGCCUCGUUUGGCCUACCAUAAAAUUUCUGGGCGGAAUCCCGGGGUUGUGUUCCUGUCAGGAUUCAAGUCCGACAUGAAUGCAGUGAAGGCACUGGCCAUGGAGGAGUUCUGCCGUUCAGCAGGGUACUCCUUUGUCAGGUUUGAUUAUACCGGCUGUGGCAGUUCCGAAGGUGAUUCUGAGGACUGCAGUUUGGGAGAUUGGAAGAAUGACGUGCUGACAGUCUUGGACACUCUCACCACAGGACCACAGGUUCUUGUUGGCUCCAGCAUGGGUGGUUGGCUUAUGUUAUUGGCUGCCCUUGCAAAGCCAGAGAAAGUGGCCGGGUUGGUUGGUAUAGCAACAGCUGCUGAUCAUUUUGUAACUGUUUUCAACCAGCUCCCCUCUGAGGCUAGAGCAGAUAUUGAGAGGACAGGCAAAUACAAUAUGCUAUCCAAGUACAGUGCCAGUGGCUUCUACACCAUAAAAUAUAACUUUAUAAAGGAAUCAGAGGAGCACUGUCUGCUACAAAGCAGCAUCAACAUCUUAUGCCCAGUGCGGCUCUUGCAUGGCAUGAAGGAUGACGCGGUCCCCUGGCAUGUUUCCAUCAAAGUGGCAGAACAACUUGUCAGCAAUGAUGUGGACAUCAUCCUCCGAAAGAAUGCAGAGCACAGGUUUUCAGAGGAUGAGGAUAUCAAGCUUCUGACUACUGUCGUUAGUGAGCUGCUGCAAAAGUUAACCGAGGAAGAUCGAAAAUAAAAAAAACAUAGUUGUGUUGGAAUUCAUUGUCAGUUAAUGUUAACCAAAAAGAUUAAGGAGGGGCUUCACCUGUGUUUUUGUGUUGUGCUGUCGUAACUCAAGGGCGAAUGUUAGAGAACUGCAGCUGUUGAAUUAGAAUAUUCUUUAUAUUUGAGGAAAUGUGAUCAGACAUAAUCUCCACAGCAAAUAAAAGCUUUGUAUAACUGCCAAAGACUUUACAA